AUGUUCAAUACAAGCUUUUCAUCAACUUCUACUUCUAAAUCAACUCUCAAUAAGUAUUCUAGGAUGAUCACUCAACCCAAAGAUCAAGGUGCAAGUCAAGCCAUGUUGUAUGCUACAGAAGGUGUAGAUUCUCAAGCUGAUUUACAAAAACCUAUGAUCGGUGUAGCAAGUGUUUGGUAUGAAGGUAAUCCAUGUAAUGGUCAUUUAUUAGGAUUAGGUCAAAGGAUCAAACAAUCUAUUGCCAAAGCUGGUCUCAUCGGUUAUCAAUACGGUACUGUGGGUGUUAGUGAUGGGAUCAGUAUGGGAACAGAUGGAAUGAGAUAUAGUUUACCUAGUCGAGAUUUGAUUGCUGAUAGUGUAGAAAGUGCUGCUGGUGGUCAUUGGCAUGAUGGGAUGGUAGUCGUACCAGGUUGUGAUAAGAAUAUGCCAGGUACUCUCAUGGCUCUUGGUAGACUUAAUAGACCAGGCUUGAUGGUUUAUGGUGGGACUAUCAAACCGGGUUAUUGUGCUUCUGUCGGUCAAUUAGAUAUCGUUAGCGCUUUUCAAUCUUAUGGAAAAUUCGUUUCAGAUGGUCAAACUUCUCAAGCCGAAUCUAUAAGAUUAGAUACCAUUCGUAAUGCUUGUCCUGGUCCUGGUGCUUGUGGUGGAAUGUAUACUGCAAAUACAAUGGCAUCAGCUUCUGAAGCUUUAGGUAUGACUUUACCAGGUUCAUCAAGUUUUCCAGCAGAAUAUCCAGAGAAAUUAGAAGAAUGUGAUUCGAUUGGAGAAGUGAUGAAAAACUUAUUAGAAUUAGAUUUAAAACCACGUGAUAUAAUGACACGAGCUGCAUUUGAAAAUGCAAUGGUUUUGAUCAUGGUUUUGGGUGGUUCUACCAAUGCUGUUUUACAUCUUAUUGCUAUCGCUCAUUCAGUUGGAAUUAAAUUAACGAUUGAUGAUUUCCAAUCAGUUUCUGAUCGAACCCCAUUCUUAGCUGAUUUGAAACCAUCAGGAAAAUAUGUGAUGGAAGACGUUUAUAAGAUCGGUGGUAUUCCAGCUAUUCUUAAAUACCUUUUAGAAAACAAGAUGAUAGAUGGUGAUCAAAUGACAGUAACAGGCAAAACUUUAGCUGAAAACCUAUCUAAAGUGAAAUCUUUAAAAGAUGAUCAAGAUGUGAUUCAUCCUAUCAAUUCUCCUAUCAAACCUACAGGUCAUAUUCGAAUCUUAAAAGGUAAUUUAGCACCUGGUGGUGCGGUGGCUAAGAUUACGGGAAAAGAAGGUCUUAGGUUUAGAGGUCUAGCUAGAGUUUUCGAAACUGAAGCUGGUUUGAUUGAAGCUAUUGAAAAUGGUACGAUUGUUAAAGGUGUUAAGACGGUGGUCGUUUUGAGGGGUUUAGGACCAGUAGGUGGACCUGGAAUGCCUGAGAUGUUAAAACCUACGAGUAUGAUCAUGGGGGCUGGAUUAGGUUAUGACGUUGCAUGUGUGACAGAUGGUCGAUUCAGUGGAGGAACUCACGGCUUCUGUAUUGGACAUGUCGUACCUGAAGCAGUCAAAGGUGGAGCGAUUGGAUUAGUGAAAGAUGGAGAUAUGAUUUGUAUUGAUGCUGAAGCCAAUACGAUUGAAGUGGAAGUAAGUGAUGAAGAAUUAUCGAAACGUAGGAUCGGAUGGAAACCUACACCGCUGAAAGUGACGAGUGGUACAUUAUAUAAAUAUCAACGUUUAGUGGCUGAUGCAUCUCAUGGAGCAGUAACUGAUUUAAGAGAUAUUGAAGACCUUUAA
Melampsora larici-populina 98AG31 is the source of this 1755-nucleotide messenger RNA. RefSeq lists its product as uncharacterized. The record is from RefSeq and is a predicted model, not a curated record. Gene Ontology annotation, molecular function: dihydroxy-acid dehydratase activity. The transcript is spliced from 10 exons. Gene Ontology annotation, biological process: branched-chain amino acid biosynthetic process. NCBI's taxonomy places the organism in Eukaryota, Fungi, Basidiomycota, Pucciniomycetes, Pucciniales, Melampsoraceae. Gene Ontology annotation, cellular component: mitochondrion. Bases 1 to 1755 code for a protein of 584 amino acids.